This is a messenger RNA of Siniperca chuatsi (mandarin fish), 2111 nucleotides long. RefSeq names its product bublin coiled coil protein (gene bbln). Bases 291 to 611 code for a protein of 106 amino acids. The transcript is spliced from 2 exons. NCBI's taxonomy places the organism in Eukaryota, Metazoa, Chordata, Actinopteri, Centrarchiformes, Sinipercidae. The record is from RefSeq and is a predicted model, not a curated record.
GGUUCAAUAAACAAAUAUCUGACGUCUGCCAAUGACAACAGAUGUCAAGCUAGCUAACUAUCCCCGUCGGAGAUUUCUUCCAGGGAGCAGUGGAUUUAUUCAGCUCGUCUAAAAAUAACUUUAAAGAGGACAUUUGAUUGUGCAUUUGUUAAUUUAGCUGAAUUUCAGUUGUUGCUCGUUCAUUUGUCAACGGUAAUUAUCUGGCAACCUAGCUAGCUUAACAGUACAAAAGUAACGGUAGCUAACGUAACUCUUUUUGUAAUAAAAUAUUAAACGUGAAUAUUUAAAUAAUGUCUGGACCAAAUGGAGAUCCAAACAUCUCGAGUGACGAUGGUAUUAUCAACGACGAAGAUGAUUUCGGCGAUGAAGAAGAGUAUGAAGCCAUCAACUCCAUGCUAGAUCAGAUCAACUCCUAUCUUGAUGACCUGGAAGAACGGAAUGAUUCACUUAAUGGCAAACUGCACGAACUACUGGAGUCAAACCGGCAAGCCCGGCUGGAAUUCAGGGCCCAACUGUCCGGCCCCCCGACCCAGGAGGAGCAUUGUCCUGCAGAUGGGGACUCCUCACCCAACAAGGAAGACCUGAACGAGGACAAUGGAGCUGGCAAAUGAAUGACAAGAGCAGGUAGAUGAAGGGGAUUUGAGUUCAGCAAAAUGCAGGGAUAAAAAUAUUUAUUAAAGCUGACUCAACUCCUAACCUGUGUCUGUUGGACUAGUGAGCCUUGAUCUGCAUAGUCCAUGCCUGGCUGAUUCUUCUGUGAAUUUACACCCCCGUCAGCAGACACGUGUACAAGUGAUAUUUUGCAUCUCCUCUAUCACUGAACUCAAUCUAGUUUUUCUGCUUUGCUUAACUGUGGUGUGCUGAUGUUUGGUUCCUAAGCAGAUUGGAGUUUAUUGACCUCUAGCAGCUUCUUAUACAACCGUACUCACCUGGCACUAUUACAGUUAAAUCUAAGUCACAUGUGUUGACAUUUAAAAAGCUGUCCCUCCUAUGUUCAGGUCCAUCAUGGGAACAAAUUCUAAAGCCAGGGUCACACCAGAAACAUUUGAAAAAGCUGAUAAAAGAAGCAUUGUUAAUUUAACAAUGACAGUAACCAGCUCAAACUACAUGAUCAUAAUUGUGUUUUUCCAGAUUGCUGUAAAAAUCUAACGUGCUGAUAUCCACGAUGACCUGCCCUAUGUUGAACACAUUACUCCAGCCUAUCCAUGAUCUUCAGAAUUUAUCCUCAAAUAGCUUUGUAAUCGCUGUACAGUCUCUGUUCCCAUUUGUUAUCCCAAAAAGUAAAUAUGCAACAUUCCAGAUGUUUACCAUUGUAUUAUAAUGUUUGAUCUGCAGCAUGACUGUGAAUCUACACUGUGCUGUCCUGUUCAUUCUCAUGAACCUGUUAAGGAUAAAUGAUGCAGUCUGAAAAGUGUUUGUAAAUGUUAAAGGUGGGGUAUGCGACUCUAAUCCAGUACACAUCUUUUUGUCAAAUUCAGUGAAUAACUCCUCAAGGUCCGCUAGCUGACCGUUCUGUGUGCGCUGAUAAAAAUCUCUGUAACUCUGUAAACGGGAAAUGUGGCAACAAAGUGGCUCGGACCGAGCCACACCACACUAUUCCAGCUAUGAUUUGUAUGUCAGGUAACGUUAAAUGAUUUGCCUACGUUCAUUCAGCCUACUUUCCAGUUUGCCAAGAUAUGCUGCUGUUGUGAUGUUAGCUAUAGAAGCAGGAGAGUUGUGAGUAUCGCUGUCUGGAGCUGGUUUGCAGGCUCUGGGAAACGUCUCGUCCUCGCUGGCUGUUAGCUUCGCAGCAGCAACUGUAGGUUGUUUGCUAUCCACAACCUAGCUAACAUUACGUUACUUGCUGUGUUGUUGUUCGUUCUAUGUCAUGGUAUUUGUCAUGGUAUUGGAUUUCUCCAGAAUUGCAUACCCCACCUUAAGUGCUCGCCAAAAAAGUCAUAAAUAAGUCGACAAAAUGUGUGAAUUGUCUGACAUUUUAAUAUAAAUUAAAAUGACCCCCAAACAGAAAACAAACAUCCAAAAAUACAUUAAACUUCCAGCAGUUAGAAAACAUCACCUGUUUGUUCAUCUCAAUUUGUCAGUAGCGGAAUAAAAAUACAAUAAGAAACAUA